UAAGAACAAUGGAGACAGAAGAAAUUUACAGCCUUACAAUUUCUCCACCAAUUAUAUCCAAAUUUGCAGUUGAAUGGUCUGAAGACAAUCACAUUUCAAUCCUUACUGAGAAAGGAAUUCACAUAUUUGAAUUCAUACCUUCUCCAAUGUCUCCUUAUGGGACCAUAAAAUUUUCUAGGUCUUUCAUUUAUGCACCUUCAACUUUCCCAACAGAAAUGAUAUCUAAUAAGAUAGAACCCAAAAUUUGGAAUAUGCAUCGUGAAGCAAUUUAUUCACUUAUAAUGGAAGAAAGUUUAACUCCAAAACUAUCUAAUGUAAGAGAAAUGGUGCCAAAAAUAGUUUACUUCUCAUGGUCACCACAAAAUUUAAUCCAUCCUAGCAAGUGCCUUCUUGCAAUUUUAACUUCAGCAGGUGCUAUUAUGAUUGUCUACAAAAUCUCUACAGAUUGGUAUCCUGCAUAUGACUUGUCUUCUAUGCGUUAUAAUACUAUGGAAAAAGAAAUAAACAGAAAAUUGAAAGAUAAGAAAAAUAAUCCAAUUUCAUUUAUAACAUUAAAAACUUGCAUAAAAGCAUUACAAGCUUCUUGCUUCACUUGGAGUAAACUUUUUAUAGAUUUUGCAUAUUUUGCUGUUGCAUAUCACAAUGGAGAUAUAAUUAUUUAUAAAAUACCAAAGUUAUCAGAUUACAAAGAAAUAUUAAGCCCUAAAAUUAUGGGUACAAUAAGAUUAAAUGAAUGUAUAAAAAUAAACACUUUACAUUGGAUUAGUACUAAUGAUACAAAAGAAUUUCUUAUUAUUAUUGGAUACUUGGAUGGACGUAUUUAUGGUCUUAAAAUUAGGGAUCAUAAUCAGAGCCUUGAAUUGAAAUCUACCGAAAAAUAUUAUGAUUAUGCAGAUCGUAUUCCUAUUAGUGUUAUAAGAACAUUUGCUCAAAGUAACUUAAAUAUAAAAAUUCUCAUUGCAAAAGGUUGUUUUGUGUUUUUAUUGUGCUUUACAGCAGAUGGUACACAGAAAAGUAUGCAAUAUUUACAAUUAGAAGGCUUCAUGAUUUCAGGAAUGACAUGUAUAAGUGCUGAUUAUGCAUUGGCUACAACAGAAAAUGGUGCUAUGUUUGCAAUUAACACGCAAAAAAAUUACCUUUCGAAAAUAAAAGUGAAAAAUAGAUUAUCACAAAUUCAUGUACGGUGUUUGGGCCUUGCCCGUUCUUUAAGUUCUGUAAUAUUUAUAAAUAUAACUAGCCCAAGUACUACAUACGAUCAUUUACUAUUAAAAGAACCAAGCAAAAUAUGCAUGUUUGGUUUAAAAGAUAAAAACUGGGAUCCAUUAUUUGUUUUAAAAGAAACAAAACAUGAGAGAUUCGACCAACUAUGGGAUUGUUUAGAAGUGAUUAGAAUAAAAGCAGCAAAAGCGUCAGAACCGUCAACCGUGUUACCGAAAGUUCCAUCCAAUUUAGAAUCUUUAUCUUUGCAUGAAUUACGAAUAACAAUGUGGAUAUCGGUGAUGAUGGAAAUUUGUAAGAAAAAACAAGUCAUCCAGGGAGUAGGUAGUAUUGCUGGAGAGAUAUCAGAAGCUCAGCCUUUAAUUUUUGUCCACAUUGCCUGCAAUUACCUUAUGCAUCUUGAAAGUAAAUCAUCUCUGCUGGAAGAGCACAAACUCUCUAUAAAUUUAUUAAGAAUGUAUUUAGAAGUAUAUUUAGCAGGAGAAGAAAAUGAAGAAGCAUCUUUUCUUACUAAAUGUGCCAGAGACGUUUUAAACAAAACAUCGUACCUCAAUCAAAAUAAGAUUGAAACUUGUAAUUUAUGUGGUGAAAUAAUAAAUGAUCUUGCUUGGAAAGUUGCUAUGUGUCCACAGGGUCAUAUAUUACCUAGAUGUGCCAUUACCCUUUUACAAAUUACUAGCGUACAAUAUGGAACAUGCCCAAUCUGUGGUUUAAUUUUUCAUUCAUGUUUGGAUCAAGAAUUUAAAGAGACAAGAUGUCUUUUCUGUGACGUACCCGCGCUUCAGGAAAAUCGAGUGUUGGACACAAAAUGUUACAUUCCAAAGGAAAAAAGUUUGUCUAAACCACAAAGUCAUAUUCCGGAGGUACCAGAAGAUCGGGAAAUGGAGACAAUCGCUGAUGAAUCCUCAAAUGUAUAG
Habropoda laboriosa is the source of this 2135-nucleotide messenger RNA. RefSeq lists its product as uncharacterized. The transcript is spliced from 3 exons. Gene Ontology annotation, cellular component: transcription factor TFIIIC complex. Bases 9 to 2135 code for a protein of 708 amino acids. NCBI's taxonomy places the organism in Eukaryota, Metazoa, Arthropoda, Insecta, Hymenoptera, Apidae. Gene Ontology annotation, biological process: transcription initiation at RNA polymerase III promoter. Gene Ontology annotation, molecular function: histone acetyltransferase activity; protein binding. The record is from RefSeq and is a predicted model, not a curated record.